Limulus polyphemus (Atlantic horseshoe crab) is the source of this 866-nucleotide messenger RNA. Its product is annotated as transcriptional repressor scratch 2-like. The transcript has a single exon. Gene Ontology annotation, biological process: regulation of DNA-templated transcription. NCBI's taxonomy places the organism in Eukaryota, Metazoa, Arthropoda, Merostomata, Xiphosura, Limulidae. The annotation marks the transcript as partial. The record is from RefSeq and is a predicted model, not a curated record. Gene Ontology annotation, molecular function: RNA polymerase II cis-regulatory region sequence-specific DNA binding; DNA-binding transcription factor activity, RNA polymerase II-specific.
GUGAUUAUAAUAACUUCGUUCCUGACACAGCGUCCAGUGGGGUUUUCUUUGGAGCACAAUCGCCAGCCUAUCUAGGCUACAGGCCACCGGAACGGGAACUGGAUUUAUCCAGCCGGACGUCUGUCAUCAAACCGACUCACCUGCUGACCGCUGGCCACCAUCCCCAACCGCUGUCGCCGAAUGACACGUAUGAGAGGCCAGGUGGGUUAGACCUCCAUGCACUGCAGGAAAGCAAAAGUUGCAAACUCUACGAUAAGGGAGUAACGGUGAGUUACACUUACGACGCCUUUUUCGUCAGCGACGGCCGAUCUCGCCGUAGAAACUCCCUAGGACUCGCCGAGAGGGAAAGACCUCGCUACACCUGCUCCGAGUGUGGAAAACACUACGCCACGUCGUCCAACCUGUCCCGUCACAAGCAGACACACCGCAGCCCAGAUUCUCAUCUUGCCAAGAAGUGUCCAACCUGUGGUAAGAUCUACGUCAGCAUGCCGGCCCUGGCCAUGCACGUGCUAACACACAACCUCAGUCACAAGUGCUCGGUGUGCGGAAAAGCCUUCUCUCGACCUUGGUUACUGCAGGGCCACCUCCGAUCUCACACCGGAGAAAAGCCGUUCGGCUGUGCCCACUGCGGCAAGGCCUUCGCUGACCGGUCCAACUUACGGGCUCACAUGCAGACGCACUCCAGUUUCAAACACUUCCGCUGCCAGCGGUGCAACAAGACCUUUGCUCUCAAGUCCUACCUGAACAAACACUACGAGUCCUCCUGCGUGAAAGACUCUCCACCCGGAUCUCCCGAAUCUCUGGCUUGAAAUCAGAGUCCCCCCCACUCCAGAUGGAGAAUUUGUGAUGUAGGAAAAUCCUCUUGA